CUCGGACAGCGGCGCAUGCGUGCACGGUGGCUGCGGUUGCUGUGGGAGAAGCGGCUGCGCUCCAUUCAAACAAGCCGGCGGCGACGGGGAGAGGAGGAAGAGGAGGAAGAGGAUUCCAAACCUGUGGCGUUGGUUAAAUACUCUGUACACUGCAAUCCAGGACAUCAAUGCGUUGAGAGAUUUGACCAUAUGCGGUGCUGCAAUGCUGUGAUCAUGCUUGAAUGGUUUAAAGUGCAUCAUCACAUCUAAAAAUAGACAGGAAUAAAACAACUAAUUAAGUUGAGUCAAUCCAGAAGACACAAAAGACGAAGAAAGGCUGAAAAUGGCACUAAUCUCCCCAAGGGGCUAAACUGAGCAAACCAUCGCUGCAGCUAAAGACAGCAGGUAUCACCACUACGUACCAAAGGACAGUGGAUUUGAAGGAGUAAAGAAAAACCUGCAGUCAGUUUUGACAUAUUCAAUGUUUGAACUACUGGUGGUGGAGGGACAAACGGGUCAUUAUUAAACCAUUGCCAGGGAAACCACGGCUGAGCAGAUUACGCACGGAGCGCGCAGGAGGCAUCCUGAGAAUCUUUCAUUCAGUAAAUAACUCGGCACCAUUAUUCUUUCUGGCCUGUUUGAAUCUGAUUUCUUCAAUCUUUCAUAUACCCUGACUGAAACGUGCAUUUUCCCAUGUGUUAAGUUGCUGCAAUGGGCAAGUGCAACAGUAAGCUGAAGCCUGAAGUGGUGGAAGAGUUGACAAGGAAGACGUAUUUUACUGAGAAAGAAGUCCAACAGUGGUACAAAGGUUUCAUUAAAGAUUGCCCCAGUGGGCAACUUGAUGCAGCAGGCUUCCAGAAAAUCUAUAAGCAGUUCUUUCCCUGCGGAGACCCUACGAAGUUUGCUAAAUUUGUCUUUGACGUUUUUGAUGAAAAUAAAGAUGGAAAAAUUGAAUUCUCUGAGUUCAUCCAAGCACUUUCAGUAACUUCACGGGGGACUCUGGAUGAGAAACUGCGAUGGGCUUUUAAACUGUAUGACCUAGAUAAUGAUGGCUACAUCACCAGGACGGAGAUGCUGAAUAUCGUGGAUGCUAUUUAUCAGAUGGUGGGUAAUACUGUGGAGCUGCCUGAAGAGGAGAACACACCAGAGAAACGAGUGGAUAGGAUUUUUGCAAUGAUGGAUAAGAAUGAUGAUGGGAAGUUAACGCUACAGGAGUUUCAAGAGGGUUCAAAAGCUGAUCCAUCUAUUGUCCAAGCGCUUUCGCUAUAUGAUGGUCUAGUAUAGUCUAUGCAACCUCCCUUGUGCCAUGAUGACCAAGGACUGAACCAUUUUGAUGCCAUUUGAACGGUUCUGUGCAGAAGCUCGAUGGUCCAGCAGCCACUCACCUUCACCCAGAUGUGAACAGGAGUGCACGAGUAUGUGCAAGCUGAGCUCUUUUGCUUGUCUCCAUUUGCCAAUCUCAGCUUAAGAACCCAAAAUGUUUUUUUCAAACUUGAAUUCAGCAGUAGUCAAAUGCCUCAGUUUUUUUGGAAAGACGUGAUCAAAUGGAGCAUGAAUCUUCGCCUUUUUUUUGUACAAUAUUUGACAAUUGAAAUGCUCUAGUUGUGAAUGUUACGUUUGGCUGACCUGACCGCCUCAAAUCGUGAUUAAAACAAAAGAAAUUGCUGGUCUUUAUUGUCCGAAAAUAUUAGCAACAAAGUGAGGGUUUUGUGAGUGUUUUGUGCUUUGUGGAAAUGUUUAUCAUGUAUACUCUUUUAGUUGUGGGAUUGCAAUGUACUCUGGUUGUAUCAUUUAUUUUACAGAAAAGCAAACAAUUUUUUAGAAUCAUGCUUACAUUUAUCAGACGUGUAGGUUCUAUGACUGUACGUUGUACUGUAACUGGCCCAAACUCCAAGCAUUUAUUGCAAAUAUUUUCCAAAUUCCAUUACUUUGUUCAUUUGUUGUACUGUCAGAGACUGUGAAAUAAGAAUGGGCAGAUUGGAAUGUAUUAUAGAGUUGAUAAAUAUAACUUGACAAGAAAUCUGCCUUUGUUCACAAGGAUCAAACAAAGUUGUUGUUUGAUCUUGAGCUCAUGCAAUACAUGUUCACCUGUCGCUUUACCUAUCAUGUAGUUUUAGAUCUCAGCAGUGCAUUAUUUUAUAUUCCUCUGAUCAAGUGAUAAAUAGUCUGAAAUCAGGGGUUUCAAUGGUUCAUAUUAAUACCGCACAACAUAAUCAUUGCUGUGAAUGGAGAAUGCCAUCACCUGAUUUGAAUUCCAUGUUGAAACUUCAUUUCAUCAUGUUCGAGAAUUCAUAUUAGAAUUCCUAUCGGUUUAGUAUAUAUUGAAUGAUGUUUUCACAACACUACUUAUAAAAGCUAUGGAAUCUCUUAUUCACAUCCAUAGCUACUUUAACCCUGAACCAUCUAAUAGUUUUGCAUAUUGCACAUCAGUUUUUUUUGUACUUAAAAAAAAAAACUUUUCUCUCCCCAUUUAAUGACAAUGGUGUAGAUGCGAAAGAAAUUUUGUUCCUGGCAUAAACAUAUGUGGUUUAUAAGAAAAUAUUAACCAAGAUGAAUAUAUGAAAACUAUAUUUUGUUUGUAUUGCAUAUGGGCAUGAUUGGGAUGAAUUUAAUGUGCACCGAUCUUUGUUGUUAUAGUUUGUGGAAUCGCGUCAGAACUCUGCUGUUUACUCGAUGAAUUGAUCCGUUUAAUGCAACCCCUAUUUGUUUUUGGAUCACUAAAUCCUUUUAACAUUUUUAUUAUAUUUAAUUGUUUUAAAUUAAAAGAUAGAAUUGAUCAUUUCUGCACGGUGAUGUAUUUUGUAAGUUACAAUGGAAAGUGUACCUUCAAUAUAUUUAAAAUGUUUUGCUUAAUUCUGUAAGCUUGAUGUAUGCUGUAGUGCACAUUGCUCACUUAACACAUUGCAAAUUCCAACAGUCCGGAUAAAUCCCAUUAUACAGUUAUCCAAAUUUCUUGCACAAUUGUUUUUGGAACGUCCAGUGGAAACAUUUCAGAAGUUGUAUAGAAUUGUGACAGAUGUGUUGUCCUUUCUCUGUCAUUCUCUUUCUCUUUCCUCUACCAAAUCACACAUGUAUUUUUUCCUCAUGCUCCAUUUCUUUGCCUCUGUGCUUGCUUUGUUUUUCGUAUUCCCACCUUUUUGUCUGAGUGUUCAUAGCGUUCUACUAUUACGUGCAACUGCUAAGCAUAUUUAUCAGUCCGUGUACGCAGAGCAUGUUUGGUUGCACGUUGAACAAAAUAUGCCAUUUUCAGUCAAAAAUUAUUAAGGAAUCUAUCAAUCCCGCUAGUCUUUUUGGCUUGAUUGUAGUUUGUUUAGAUGAGGCUAUAUUUUUGGAUGACAUAAAUAUCUUGUUUAAAUGAUGGCACGCUAUAAAGAGCAGGAAACAUUGGAGCAUUAUCAGCUUGACUUAAGCAAAACAAAAUGAUUCACUCAGUACCGGCCAGCAGUCAUCUCUCUUCUUGGUACUUUUUGUUCAGGGUAAAUACCAGCAAAAUUUAGAAAGAGGAAAGGCUACUCUCCUACUUCUUCUUAUCGAGGCCAAUAUCACAAGAUUAGAAAUUGUCCAGCCAGAGCUGAACAUACUUCUCGGCAUCUGCAUACAAUGGUUCCUUGUGCGUAGUGGUGGAAAGAUUGUUGGAAACAUGGCUGCGACGUGAACGCUCUUUCCUUGACCCAGCUUCCCAUUUGUAGAUGGUUUAUACGCUCCAUAAUUUUUGAAAGCGAUGUGGUUCUUCUGUGAAUGCAUCCAUCAGUCUCACCUCCAGGGCACAUUGCUCAACAGUUGGGGAAAGUCAAGGAUGGGCUUUUCAAAAGUGUUCAACACUGCUUCACGACCCCCCUCCCUUCCAAGGAAGGGGGGAAAAGUUUGAUCAAACAGGCUGCAUCAAUAGUUCCAUCCUCAAUGGGAAAGACAUACAGAGGUUGACCCUUUCUACUUUUAUUUUUUUUUAAACAUUACUUCUAUUUGGAAUGCUUCCAGUAUUUGAAGUUAAUAUUUCUUUAUGUGAAAAUGGCCUCUUCUGCUGCUGUAUUUGGACAUAGAUAGUUGUGAUCUGUUCAGGCAAAAAGUUAAAACUCGACCCAACUAUUGAGUCUGAGGACUUGCCACUUUUUUCAUGCUCCACCCAUUGAUGUUAAAAUAUCUCAACUAUGCUGCUGUUCAGAAUCUCAACCUGGCCAAGCAGAAUGUGCUUGGUUAACCCAGCAUUUUAGACCCCUCCUCCAUUUGUGUCCCCCAUUGAUACAACUUUAUCCCCAUGCAAAACCCUGAAGCCUAUUUAUUUACUGUCACUCUCUCAUUGCUAAAUUAUAGCAUAUCGGGCAGCUUCUGU
This is a messenger RNA of Amblyraja radiata (thorny skate), 4309 nucleotides long. RefSeq names its product neuronal calcium sensor 1. The transcript is spliced from 9 exons. Gene Ontology annotation, molecular function: calcium sensitive guanylate cyclase activator activity; calcium ion binding. The record is from RefSeq and is a predicted model, not a curated record. Lineage: Eukaryota; Metazoa; Chordata; Chondrichthyes; Rajiformes; Rajidae. The coding region runs from base 691 to 1263 and encodes 190 amino acids.